Messenger RNA from Notechis scutatus (mainland tiger snake), 3335 nucleotides. RefSeq names its product RAS protein activator like 3 (gene RASAL3). The record is from RefSeq and is a predicted model, not a curated record. Gene Ontology annotation, biological process: regulation of GTPase activity. NCBI's taxonomy places the organism in Eukaryota, Metazoa, Chordata, Lepidosauria, Squamata, Elapidae.
GGAGCAGGAGAGGAAACCAGUCACAGAGAUGAUGAAGGAGGGCUAGGUUGAAGACGAAGGGCAGCUAGAAGCCAAGAUGGCGGCUCAGUCUGAAACAGACGGCUCAACUUUACUUAAGGCCUACCUUUGGCAAACAGUACUGCCAAUUGGGGAGAAGGUGCCAGAACUGGGACCAGAAAGCAGCAGAGGCAGGUGCAAGAUACAGAAAUGGAAGCGAGUACAAAGCCAGCCUGAGAGUGAAGUCCCUGAGCCUGACCAUGAUGAUCUCCCACCAUUGGUUUUCCAAGACAGCAGAGUGACCACCAAGAGAUCUAUCUUCCAGAGGGCUUUCUCUCUGCCAGGCAGGAUCAGCAAGGCCCAAGAGAAAAGCAGUAAGCUUAGCAUGAGGAAGUACCUGCGUUCCAUGUCUCAUUGGAAGAACCAAGAGGGGCCCUCCCAAACAGUGUGGGAGACCAAGGAAACAAGCAAAGGUGAUGAUUCUGUUGUCCAGUUGAUUCCAAGCAUGGGUCCUGAUGUUCCUCCUUGGGAUGUGGCUAAUGUAUCUCUGCAGGAUGGACGACUGAUCUUAUGGGGCAGAGAGGAGGAGAAUCUUCUUGAGAAGCGGAAACGAACCAGCAGUUCUGUUUCAGAGAAUAACUCAACAUUCCAAUCAGAUAAAGAGAAUACAGAGUUUUUCAUAAGAGGACAGGCUCCUGAGAAAAAGGCUUUCAAGGAUGCUUCUUCAGGCACACAGCUUGGCAAUGUGAAGGGAAUGCUUUGGAGACGGUUCAGAGAUUGGAAGGGACGGGUCCAUCCUAACACUGAUUCCUCAAGUGAAUCUGUUGUGAACAACAGGGAGGCCUUGCCUGGCCGAGCUCUGACCCUGGACCUGAGCAAUGAGAAAGAUGUCUUGAUCCGACCACUUCAUAGCAGCCUUGUAGAAGAGCAGCACUGUUUUGAGGUCCUGAGGGCUGGGAAACGCUACUGCUUUAGCUGUUCAUCUGCUGCUGAGAGAACCCAUUGGAUGGAGAACUUACGUCAAGCUGUUCAGCCCAGUAUGGACAACUGCCAACGGAUGGAACACAGGUUAAGUCUCUGGGUAUAUGAAGCCCGACACUUGUCACCCAGGAAGCACUACCACUGUGAAAUCCAAUUGGAUGGGGUCCUGUAUGCCCGCACAACAGCCAAGCAAGCCAGUCCCAUAGGAACUCUCUUCUGGGGCGAGCACUUUGACCUCAAGACUCUUCCACCAGCUGUGGAACUACAGGUCUGCCUGGUACAGGAAGAAGAAGGGCUGUGGCCAAAGGAGAGCCACAUUUCCAGUAUGUCUGUUCCCCUAAAAGAGCUGGCUGCUAUGCACCAGCCCUUGGAGAGAUGGUACCCACUGGGCAAAGAGAAGCCAAACAUGCCCACCCUUCGACUCCGAGGACGAUACUGCAAUUUCAAAGUGUUGCCCAUUGUACAGUACAAAGAAUUUGCUGAAUAUCUCACUUUCCAUUAUCGAGAGUUAUGUGCUUCAUUGGAGCCCAGCCUCAGUGCCAGAGACAAGGAAGAGCUGAUGAGUGUCCUAGUGCGGGUCUUGCAAAGCACAGGCAAAGCCAAGGAUUUUCUUAUUGACUUAGGUGUAGCCGAGCUGGACCGUUUUGAUGACCGGGAAGCUUUGAUUUUUCGUGAAAACACACUAGCCACCAAGGCCAUUGAUGAGUACAUGAAGCUGGUGGGAAGCCCAUACCUGCUGGCCACAUUAAGUGAUAUUAUAAUCAAGCCAAACUUUUUGGAGGAUUGCUGUGAAGUGGACCCAAGCAAAUGCCCUCCCCGUGACCUGGCUAGGAAUCGCAACCAUCUGCAACAACUCUGCAAAGAGGUCUUCCUAAGGAUUGUUAUGUCCAGCAGUUCCUUUCCAGUUGAGCUUAGCGAGAUCUUCACAGCCUGGCAAGAGGAGUGCCAGUUGCGGGGGAAGGUGGACAUUGGCCAGCGACUUGUCUCUGCUUCUCUAUUCUUGCGCUUCCUUUGUCCAGCCAUUAUGUCCCCCAGCCUUUUUGGCCUCACACAGAAAUAUCCCGAUGACACCACCUCCCGCACCCUCACCCUGGUGGCCAAGGUUAUUCAGAAUCUGGCUAAUUUCACCACGUUUGGGGAAAAGGAGGCCUAUAUGAGUUUCAUGAAUGAGUUUCUUCAGCACAACUGGUAUACCAUGAAAUCAUUUCUCAGCAGUGUUUCAAGCCCUGGUAGUACCAUAGCAUUGAGUGCCUAUAAUGACUCAAUUGACCUGGCCCUGGAAUUGUCCAUCCUUCACUCCUUGCUCUGCAACAUCUUCUCCACUCUGGAACAGUGGACCCAGGAGAAACUGCAGCCUCUGCCAGCAAUCCUCCAGGCCAUCCAAGAGGGAACCCCUGUGCCUGUCUCCAUUCUUCUUGGGCCUCACAUGGAGGAGAGGCACACUGAGAAACAGAAACUAGGGUUUGUGCCCCCACAGGAUCUGGGCAAGUAUAGUCCUCUGAUCAAGAGCCAGUCUAUGACUAGCAUCCAAAAGAACAGAAGCAAAGAAGAAGCCCUGACCCCUUUACAUCAAACCAAAAGCAGGAGCAAAGUGCAGCGUACUCAGAGUGUCCCAACCCAGACUAAGGCAUCUCGACGUCUCCACAAGCAGAGUAGCAUAGAGCAAGUGGUUGACAGUCAGGACAGCAACCCUCAACCUUAUGACUCCUCUCCAUGCAAUAGUGGCAGGCACAAGGCAUCUCAGGGAUGCUCAAAGCUCCACCCAUCUGUAUCGCUGCCUCAGAAACCAUCAGUCCCUUGGUUACGACAUUCAGAGGAUGCAUCAGCAAUGCAAAAUUGCCCAUACUCCAUGCAACCCCUGGAACAGUAUGCAAGGCAGAUGGAAGUGCUACAAAUGAAGCUGAGUUCAGCCAGAGACAAGCAGCAGCUCCUGGAGGAUCAGGUGAAGUCAUUGUCUGCCCAGAAUCAAGCACUGCUGCAGGAACAGGCCAGAUUUCAAGAACGAGAAGAGAUUCUUGGCAAGAGGCUAGAAGAGACAGAACUUUGCUUGGUACAACUCAGCAGCAGGAUGUCCUGCAUAGAGGCCAGCUGGAAGAAGGAUCAUGAAAAGCUGCAAGUGAGUGAGGAGAAGGCCAAACAACUGGAUUUGCAGUUCUCCACAAUGGAAAGGGACCAUGACCAGCUUUUCUGUACUGUUAGCCAGAUGCUGGGGUAUCGAGAUAACCAAUCACAUUACGGCAACAACUCUCAGGGCUUGUGUGGAUAAUAAGACUGAGAAUGGGAAAGCCAUGUUUCCCACACAGCUCUUGUAUGGAAUCCAGAGAAGUCAAGAGGAUGGGAAAACGUGCCUUCCACUA